Oikopleura dioica is the source of this 2760-nucleotide messenger RNA. The record is from the annotation of a GenBank genome assembly. Lineage: Eukaryota; Metazoa; Chordata; Appendicularia; Copelata; Oikopleuridae.
AUGAAGAUUUUACUAUUUUUUGCUGUUUCGAUUAGAGGAUGGCUCUUCUCAGACUUUAUUCUUUCCAAUUUUCCCUAUUUGAAUGAGAUUGAUGCUGAUUUUCUGAAGAGAACAACUUUUGGAGAGAUCGAUUUUGUCAAACUCGGAGAACUUGUUGAACAAGCUGAGAGAAAUGGACACCGAAUGGUUUUGGAAUCGAUUAUGGAGGAGAUCCUUUGUUUCGAGGAGCGCUUUCUUGAUAGCUUUUCGCCACCAGAGGGAUUGCUGGUUGAGGCACCAAGGUUGAGACAAAUUGUCGCGAAGCUUUUAAACCCAGCUAAACAGGAGUCGUGGAGAAAACUUGAGGUGUUCAUCACGAACACCACUCGUUUUGAGGAUCAACGGCAACUGAUGAAUAUUUUUGAAUCUCUUCCUUCUUUACAAGAUGAGUUCACUGACAUCUACCGCUCUGCAGACCCAUUUAUCGCAGAAAAAGCUCUGUCUCGUUUUGAGCGAGUAAGAAGAAGUGAAAAUGAUGCUGCUCCGAAAGAACAAUGCUGUGACAAUCUUCUUUUCAAAAAGAGUCUGUCGAACCCAGAGGAAGAGCUUAAGUUCUACAAAUCGAACUACUACAAAAAUCGACCGGUUUAUACGACUUCAGAUGGAGUUGAAGCUCUUUGGUGGUUUGAAGGCAAAUCUGGUGGACAAUGGGUGCACGGAUUGCUUGACGAUCUAAGAAUCGGAGAAAAAUCAGUUGGCUGGGAGCUUUCCGAAGAAACAGUAGCUUGUCCCGACCAAACAUUCCGCUGGCAAGACAGAAUUGAAUGCUUGGAUGUUUGUGGGACCGAAUUCGUUGAGCCAGAGUCAAAUUACGGAUUUAUGAUGAUUUCCAACAACCAUGCACAUGAGCUUUCCUGCCCAUGGAUAAUCGACUCGAGCUGUAAAAUCAUCGAGCUCCAACUUAUGUCUGUAACUGAUCGCUACAAUUGCGCCUGGGAUUAUUGGAUGAUAGAUGGGGAACGUUUCUGCAUAGAAGAAAACCUCCCACUUUGGGUUUCAGGACGAGAGGCGAAAAUUCAUCUCGAGGCUUCAGCCUUGCCAAAUGCUUUUACGAUCCGAUGGAAGUGUCGCGGGCAGUUCUUGGAAGGCGAAACAUGUGAUUUUCUUUGGAUAGAUUUACUCAAGAGAUUUUCACUUGUAAACGGAGAAAAUGCAGACACGGAAGUUCAAAAUAGUCACGGAGACUUAUUCAAGCUUGGAUCGUUGUCUUAUUCGAUUUUGAGUAUUCUGAAGUCCCAGACUUUAGACGAGUUUGACAUAAUCAAAGAAACAAUGAUGGAGGACUUUGAAUCAGCUUUAGAAUCAAGGGAUCUUGAAGAAAUUCUCGACGACAGUCACUUUCUUGCGAGAACAGGGAGUUUCAUCCGAGCAAACUUUGAAGAAAAUAUUGAUGAUUUCGCGCACUUGAUGACUGUUCCACUCGUUCUUUUGAAAUUUAACGUAACAGCGCUGGAUUUCGGCGGAGAAACGACAAAUGAAAGCAUCAUAAAAAGCCUGAUUAUGAUCAUGGAGUCAAUGACGUGCAGUACAUUCGACUACUGCCAAGAGUUGAAGAAUAUCUUCGAAGCAUUGUCUGUUGAGGGUUUUAUGGAAAGAAAUUUUCCCGAGUUCGCAGCUGUUGAAAAAUCAAAUGAAGCAGUUUUCUAUUUGAUUGGAACCCUCUCAAUCUUUGCUGUCAUUCCUGCAUUUGCUAUUACUCAAAAAGUCAGGAAGAGCAAGUUGUUCAAUGAUGGCAAGAUACCAGAAGAACUAGACAGCUUUUUGCAAGAACUAAAAGACUCGAACGAAGAACAGACACUCCGUGAGAUUUUCGUUCCACUAAAGCAACUAAAACUCGACGCCAAUUCUUGCGAACUGAUUGGAGAGGGCUACUAUGGGAGGAUAUUGAAGACAAAACUUCAUGACCAAGAAGUUUGCGUGAAAGAAGUCACUGGAAAGUCGGACAUGGAGGUUCUACGCUCGAUUCUUGAGCAGGCGCAUUUUUUGUCAAAACUUGAACACGAAAAUGUAAUGGGUUUAUCUAAUUUGUCCUGGUCCGCUGAUGGAAUGCCUUUAAUAAUUAUGCCGCUCAUGUCACGUGGGAGUCUUUUAUCAUUUAUUCAGCAUGAAAUCACUGAAGCUCCAUUGACAACAACUCUUAUCAUCAGAUUUGCCCGGGAUCUUUGUCGUGGAAUGGAGUACCUAUCUGGCAAGCAUAUUAUCCACCGUGAUUUGGCUGCUCGAAAUUGUCUUCUCGACACAAAUCUCAAUAUCAAGAUUUCCGACUUUGGCCUCAGUCGCAUUUCUAAAUCAGCCUUACGAUUGCUAACGUUUUUAGACGAGAGCAUUGUUGCUUACCUCGAAAAAGGCGAACGACUUCAACGGCCGAGCUAUUGGCAAGACGAUGAAGUCUGGAAAAUUCUACUUCGAACUUGGCAUAUGAAUCCCGAUGCGCGUCCGACUUUUCUUGGGUUGUACGAGUUCUUCAAGCAUCAAAAUCAAAAAUACAUCCGGCUGGAAGCAGAGACGGGUUUUCUAGCGACAAUUGUUCCCCCUAAGAACGAAAUCAUCUUCCUGAUGAACGCGAGCGAUCGAAAACCAGCUCGACGCAGUAGCUUCAAUCAGAAAUAUAGAAGAUCUUCUCAGUUCUACAUUCCUUCUGGAGCUAGCAUGACCAAUAUUAGUCAAUUCACUGACAAUCCUAGAGCAUCAAUGAAGAAGCAUGGCUCUUCAUCUUUUUGA